GUCAGUCGUUCCCGCGGUAACGGGAGUGAAUCGCGUCUCGACUCGGACAGAUCAUGUAGUUGGAAUCAAGACACGGUGUGUACGUGUGUAAUACGCGACUCACGUCCUCUACGCUUCUUACAUCUCUUUAUUUUUUUUCUCUUUCUUUCUCUUUUUUUUGUAUCUCUCUUUCCUGUCACUCAAUCCUCUCUCUCUCUCUCUCUCUCUAUCUAUCUAUCUUUCUUUCUCUUUCUGUCGGUAUUACAAUCAGCGAAUGCGACGAAUGACGUCGGAGAGGUAUCAAAGAAGGAGGAGGAGAUGGGCGAGGCUCGUUCACGUAUUCGGCUCGAUCGUAGAAAUCUCGAAAGCUUGCACCAACAGCAACAGCAGCAAUCGUUUGCUGAUGGUGGUGGUGGAAAGACAACGACGACAACGACAACGACAACAACAACAACGAUGAUGACGAGCCUCGUUCAAUCCUCCACCGUUUUGAAUAUGGAUGAAUCCGGAGGGGAGAAUAUGCCAGAGGCUGAACUCGAUGAUAGAAAGGGGAAGGGUAAAUCGAAAAAAAGAAUCGAUAAUUUUGUUGAUGUCGGUAAGAAGGGAAAGGAAUACACCUCCUAUCUCAACGACGAUUCCAACGAGAAUGAGAUGAUGUUUCGAAUCCUCGAAGAUAGCUCUUUAACGGAAUCCCUUUCGGAUAUUACUGGUAUACGUUCUGCUGAUCCAGUGGAGGGAGAGAAGAACCCUCGUUCUACCAAAGACCUUCUUACAUGUCCUUAUGUAAACGAGGAGAAGGGGGAUAAAGAGGAGGAAACGACGACGAUGAUGUUGCUUCCGGGAGUGAGCAAAGAUUUCAUUUCCAUUUCUGACGAUAUUCAUUAUGAUGUUAAGAGAUACGUCGAUUGCACGGUGUUAAGUCGUAGCAAUAAUGGUGGAGACGCUGAAGAUUCUUCGUACGACAGUGAUUACGAAGCUGAAGAUUCAACGAACGUUCAUCCGCCAUUGGAAUCACGAUUGUCGUCUUCCACGCAUUCGGACGUGUCCCGUACUACUUCAGACACAUUGGCCGCGGAAUUUGCUGAGUAUGUCACCGUUCAGGGACAUACUCCAACACAAAGUCCAGGAUACACGGCAAGAGUAGAAUUCGCUUUAAAACUUGGAUACACGGAACGUUUGGUUCAAGCGGCUCUACAAAAAUUAGGCCCGGAUCCUGGUCAAAACGAAUUACUAGCAGAAUUGAUCAAACUCGGUGCUAGUUGUUCACCAAAAUUAAGCGAAAGUCUUGAUGAAAGUGAUAAUCUUUUUGACGGAGAGAGCAGUAACGAAGAAUUCGGUGGAAGAUCUAAUUUAACGACAACUACCACAUGUUUGAGGCCAGUCGUGAUUGAUGGUAGUAACGUGGCUAUGAGCCAUGGUAAUAAAGAAGUAUUUUCAUGUCGUGGUAUUAAAAUCUGUGUUGAUUGGUUUAAAGCCAGAGGACAUAGAGAGAUCACUGUUUUUGUACCAAAGUGGCGUAAAGAAGCAUCGAGACCUGAUAAUCCUAUUGCCGAUCAAGAAAUUCUAGGUGAACUCGAAAGAGAUCGAUUACUCGUUUUCACUCCAUCCAGAUUGGUUGGUGGUAAACGUAUGGUCUGUUAUGACGAUCGUUAUAUUCUUAAACUAGCUGCUGAAGAAGAUGGGAUAGUUGUCAGUAAUGAUAAUUAUAGAGAUUUGGCACAAGAAAAUCCAGAAUUCCGAAGAGUCGUUGAAGAGAGGAUUUUGAUGUACAGUUUUGUUAAUGACAGAUUUAUGCCUCCUGACGAUCCGCUUGGUAGAAGUGGACCUACUUUAGAAAAUUUCUUAAGAAUUGGUCCGAAAAAAACUGAUCCUGCUCCACCAUGCCCUUAUGCAAAGAAAUGUACCUAUGGAAACAAAUGCAAAUUUCGUCAUCCAGAAAGAGGUCCUCAUCCACAUAAAUCUGUAACGGAACGUUUAGUGGAACACGCUCAACGUCAUCUUCAAGCUAGAGGUCCGAGUCUAAGUUUGCCUUUGAACUCUAGCACGCCUACUACUAAUGUUACAACGCAACAUCAACCCCUUUGUAAAGCAAGAUCAGUUGCUGUAUCAUCAAAUGUUUCACAAUCAUUAUCAUCCGUCCCUAAAAGUAGAUCCGUUGAAAAUGUCACCACAGAUUUGUCGACAACUAGUCCAAUUGUAUAUGCACAACAAAUAUCAGCUGUACAAAAUAUGCAAGGAUAUGUUUCUCCAGCUACUUGGGCCACGCCCAGAGUUAACAAUUCUGAUGGGGAACCAGUUAAUAUGCAUAGAAAAUUACAACGACAAUUGACGUUAAAUCCGGCAUGCGAUCCACGUCUUUAUCAAUUGCGAAGAUAUCAACAACACACGGCACCAUCUUCAAAGCAACAACAACAACAACAACAACAGCAACCUCAACAACAACAGAAACAUUCCCAGCAAUCUAUAAUUGGUGGUCAUCCAACAAUUCAACAUAGGCCACUUACAAGACAUGCCAGCAACGAAUCUCCUUAUUCAGUGCCUAUAAGUUGGGAUCAUCCUGAAGGACUUCAUCAACACGUAACACGCAUAGCUUCGGCACCAGAUUCAUAUCGUGCUUGGCCUCCACGCAGUACGAAUUUAGUUACACCAUCACGUGUUUCUAGAUUGGGUACGUCAGAUCCACAAUUAAAUUUGCUACCAUCACCGUCGUCAGUGUCAACGAAUUUACACGGAGGUGUUUGGAAUACACAAACCCAAGACGCUCGACGUCAUUUGCAUUAUCACCUUGCUAAUAUUUUCCCCGAGGAACAGGUACAAGCAGCAAUGGCCAUGAAUCCUCAUGAAACAGAUCCCCAACAAAUAUGUGCCACAAUUUUAGCAAUGUUUCCCAAAAAUUAGUAAAAGUUUAACAAAAAAAAAAAACUUUGUCAAUAUCCAAUUAAACCAAACAGGUAUGGUAAUAUAUCAUUUGUACAGUAAAUGGAUGUGAUCAAUUUGACUUUAACAAUAAGUUAAACUUCGAUGUAACAGAAUUAAUCUAUAAAUGACAGAUUUUUCUCGAAUCAUCGGACAUAGAUAACAAAAUGGGAUACUUUUAGAAAAAAAGUUUGUAAUAAUAGAUGAAAGAUCAUAAUGAUCAAAUCAUUAUAAUAAAUGAUUUUAUAUUUCCAUAGUUGAAAAAAGAAAAACAAACAAAUAUAUGAAUAAUGAAAUGAACAGAGUUAAGGAUACGUAUGGAAAGAUUUUUCAAAUAAUCAUACAUCAUUUUCAACUUCAAUACUCUCCAUGAGAGUAGAGAAAUGGGAACAUAAGCAAUUUUUUUGUUUGUUUAUAGAAACUUUGUUUGAUAUAUUUUAAGUUAUAUUAUUUUUCUUUUUUUUUUUAUCCAUUAGCAAAUCGUCGUUUUUUAUUAUUCAGUAACAGACAAUACAUGAAAUCAUUCGAUUGUUUUAUUAGUGUAAGAAAAUGUACGUUUAUUUGAAUAACGCAAUGUUAUUACACGUUUGAAAUCUAUUCCCAAAUCUCCACUCGGUUUAAAAAAAUAUAUUUACAAAUUGAAACAUUGAAAUGAAUUAUUAAUGAGAAUUUAUUUCAAUUAUACAUGUUCGCAUAAUCGCGUUAUGUUAUAAAUUGAAGUAACUUAUAUAUUCCUUGUGUAUUAUCUGUCCACAAUAAGAUUAACAUUUUCUUCCAACUAGUCGUUGUUGACUAGUGUUUCUUGGGUAGAGAGAAUGUAUCUUAAAAUGAAUUGAUUUUAAAUAACAAACGUAAAAAGGAAACAUAAUUCUGUUAUUAAAUGUAUCUAUUUAUCAUUAUACAGAGUGUUUCAAUAUUUACUAGUCAAACUGUAGAAACAUAUUCUAUGAGUAAAAAUAAGAGAAAAAGAUUAUUUAAAAUUCGCAGUGAGAAAUAUUUUAUUACAAAGUUAUAAACAAACGAAAUUGAAAUAGUAUUGCAUUUUUUGAUUUGUAUAUAAUUCUAUAAUAAAAUGUUUCCAAACUAACUUGUAGAAUAUAUUUCCACAAUUUGUAUAGUAAACUCUGAGACAUCCUGUAUAUUAAUAUAUAUUAAUAUAUGUUACCAUUAAAGCGUGAAAUCCAUUGAAUCGUUAAGUAACCAGCUAAACCAUGAAAUAAUUAUACUAAUCAAUUAAAGUAUGAAAUAAGACAAAAUUACAUACUUUAAUAGAUAUAAUAUGAAUUCAUAAGUGGCAAAUGGUUAAAAUAUACAAUUGAAAUUUGAUCUGUAGAUUAAAUCCGAUAGGACAGUACGAUUAACAGAACAUUUGUCUUCAAAAUAUAAAAAGAAAUAAGAAUGGAUAAUACUAUAGCAUUGUUGUAAAAAGGAAAGCUAACAACCCUUACUCAGAAAACUUAAAAAAUUUGUAUAUUUUUAAAAAAUUCAUACAUUCAAAAAUAUAGAACGAUAUAUUUUUAUUUUUGAACAUACUGUAAAAUACAGUUUCAGGAAUGUCUCAAAUAAAUUUUUAACGAAAAAUAUUUAUUAAAAAAUAGCGAAGUUACAACAAUUUUCGUACAACACGUGCAUAAUUGGGUGUAUCACUAUCACAUGUUACGUUUAAAAAAAAAAAAAAAA
Molecule: messenger RNA, 4575 nt
Organism: Polistes dominula (European paper wasp)
Lineage: Eukaryota; Metazoa; Arthropoda; Insecta; Hymenoptera; Vespidae
Gene: Regnase-1
Product: zinc finger CCCH-type containing protein regnase 1
Cellular component (GO): nucleus; cytoplasmic ribonucleoprotein granule
Molecular function (GO): mRNA binding; metal ion binding; RNA endonuclease activity
Source: RefSeq, a predicted model, not a curated record